AUGGCACCAAUUUACGGCAGAAACGCAUUUGGAGCUAUAAUCAUGUUUGAUAUUGCAUCAAAAAGCUCAUUCAAUUCAAUAUUAGAGUGGAAAUCUAAAUUAACAGAUGAAAUACCAAUAGUUGUCGUUGGAAAUAAAUGCGACCUUGAAGAUAGGAGAGAAGUCAGCUAUGAGGAAGCACAUAAUUUUUGUGAGAACAAUGGAUUUGAAUACUGGGAAUGUAGUGCAGCUACUGGAAAGAACGUCCCUGAUUCAUUCAAUUCUUUACUAUUAAGUUGUUUUAAUUUUAGACUACAGAUAGAGAAAAACCAGCCUCCAAAUGCAAUAUUGACCGAAGAAAAGCAAGGUCGUGCUUGUUGUUAG
Messenger RNA from Trichomonas vaginalis G3, 363 nucleotides. RefSeq names its product Golgi to endosome transport. NCBI's taxonomy places the organism in Eukaryota, Parabasalia, Trichomonadida, Trichomonadidae. The record is from RefSeq and is a predicted model, not a curated record. Gene Ontology annotation, molecular function: GTP binding; GTPase activity. The transcript has a single exon. Bases 1 to 363 code for a protein of 120 amino acids.